Messenger RNA from Zymoseptoria tritici IPO323, 579 nucleotides. RefSeq lists its product as uncharacterized. The coding region runs from base 1 to 579 and encodes 192 amino acids. The record is from RefSeq and is a predicted model, not a curated record. Lineage: Eukaryota; Fungi; Ascomycota; Dothideomycetes; Mycosphaerellales; Mycosphaerellaceae. The transcript has a single exon.
AUGAAGUUUCAAGCCAGAACGGACUCAGGUCCUGCAUCAGUCAAGGAGAUUCUAGACUUCCAUGAGGCAUUGUGCUCAACACUGGACGAGGAGAUCCCCAAGCUACCUGACGAAGUGCCCCGUCGAAAUCAAUUUUGCACCGCGGAGAGCCAGCUGCAUCUGCCACCUGCGCAGUACAAGUUGAGACCUACCUUUCGCCAGUGUGUGAUCAUUGUACGCAUGGAGUAUGAGGAGCACAGCAUCGAUGGCUCUCCUUUGAGCGAUCGUGGCGUCGUCAUUGCGUGGCGUCAAGAAGACGAUGCGGUACGGCACGAAUGUGUCCCAGACAUGGAGAGAGGUAUCUCCAGGGAAGAAGUCGAUGGACUUGGAUCUACACAGGCCGCAUUCCGAUGUUCGCUGGACGAAGCGAUGAGGAUUGUGGUCUUCACUGAUCCCGAGCGACGUACCAUGAAACGGGAAUGGCAUGGCUUCUACCGCGAGUGGCUGGGCGAGAGCGAGACCGUCUUUGUUGAACCUUGCCGUUGCUCGGGGUGCAUGCCACAUCUAUACCCGGUUGUCAUGAGGCUGCGCGGCCCUUGA